Molecule: messenger RNA, 2722 nt
Organism: Prorocentrum cordatum
Lineage: Eukaryota; Dinophyceae; Prorocentrales; Prorocentraceae
Source: the annotation of a GenBank genome assembly
AGCCCUCUGGGCUCAAUUGGCUUACUAGAUGGCUUACCCACGCACCAUUUGAACGGUAUUUAACGUGCUAAGGCCUGGGUCUAGCCAAACAUGCAUCACCUGGCCCAGCCUGAAGCUGCAGGCGGGGCAUUCACACAUCAGGCCUCGAAUGGCACUCUCGCGGAGUCCGCCUUGUUGCUCGACGGAGCCGGGUCAGCCAAAGACGCCACGCCCAGGACCACCUUGCCGACCACUGAUGAGCCUUCAAGUAGGCAUGCUGGUAGGAGGUGGGCUACGUCGGGCACGUGCCUCGUGGUCGCUAUCAUGGCCACAGUGGCCGCCGUCAUCAGCCUGGUGCCAGGCGCGAGGGGCAGUGCCCGAGGCGCUGCUUCCCCGCGGGACUUCUUGGCGAGGGCCGAAGUAGCCCCUGCCACAACCUCGGCGUGGGAGCUGCUGGGAAGCUCCGAGCUGCACGCCGUCGCGGCGGACAACCUGAUACGCACGGGCCGCCCGUUCGCGGAGGCGGCCGACAGGGACGCCGUACAGGAGAUCGUCAGCCAGGUGUUCGUGAACCUCACGGAGGGCCUGUCGCAGCGGGCGCCCUCCCUGGCGGACGCGCUCCGCGCCGUCGGCCUCGGCACGAGCGAGCAGGCCGCACUGCUCGACGCCCUGCGCCUGCUGAGCAACUCCGAGGUGCGGCGGGUCGGCCUCAGCGUGGCGGAGGCCGUCCGGGGCAGCGGCUCGAAGGAGCAGGGGGACAUCUUGCAGCACAUCGGCGCCCAGCUGCGGGGGAAGAGGGAGGAGCUCCGGCGCCUCCGCAGCCGCCUGCUGCCGCCCCUGCUGCAGCCCUCGACGGCGGGCCCAGACUCGGCGGCACUGCUGACGCUAGACGCCGAGAGCCUGCGAGUCCUUGCCACAGUGGACGGCUCCUGGGUGCAGGACGAGGAGGAGGAGGCCGACCCGCCAAACGAUGCGGGCGUGCCAGACUGGUACAGGAGCUUGCCGCAGUUGCCGUCCGAGGACGACUACCGCCGUCGCCUGAACUGGGAUUACGACAGAUCCUCGAGGAACCCGUUUUGGCGCGUGUCGUCCUUCCAGGCGGAGGGCGGCGACCAUACCAAAAGCAUCCCGGACGCCGUGCCGGAGCAGGGCAUGGAGGGCAUCCAGGAGGGCGUGCUGGAGCAGGGCCGCGUGCUGCUGGACCUGCUGCUGCACCUCCCCUCCGAGGAGCGCGCCGCGCCCCACCGCGGCUCCGCCGACGCGACUACGUCGGAGGCGGCGCGGGCGCUGGGCGACGCGCCGCUGGAGCGGGCGCUGGGGUCCGACGCCGCCGAGCAGGUCUCCUGCGGCGCCGGGACCCGGCACGCCGCGGCGUGCCUCCUCAAGCUCGGGGCCCAAGGCCUCGGCGCGCUGUGCUUCGCGUAGAGGCCGCGCGCGCCCAAUGGCGGCCCCACUGUUCGACGGGAGGGGGGGGGAGCGGGGUGGGGCCGCCCAUCACAAUUUGCUUAUGAUGUCGGACAUCUGUGCUUUUGGCGAUGCGCCACUGCUCCUGUACUCUAUACUGCGUAAUCGUUUCUUGAGUCGCCGCCGCUGCAUUUGAAUUGGAAUUUUUCUCGCUCGGCAGGAAGGGCCUUUAGCACGUUUUACUUCUUCGCUGCAAGAGCCCAAAGGCGGCCUGGCUCUCGAGGCUCGAGGGCGGAAGCUCCCUCCCUCGCUGCCCCCCCGCCCACUCCCUCCUCCCCCAUGGGGUCUGGGAUUCUCGCUCGCGCUUCCCCACACGGUGUCCUCCUUCGGUGACCGCGCUGCCCUGGUCAAACGACCGGUCGGCGCCCGCAUGCUGGACGGCCUGCGCCCCAGACCGGUGCAGGCCUUUUGCUCGCUAGGUCCGACGGCCGUCGGUUCAGCCACAACCUCGCGGGCCUCCCGCAGCGUCCCUCCCGGUAUACCCAAACUGUUCUCGCCUCCCGGGCGCGAUUGUCCAACUCCCGCCGCAGCAGACAGCCUGUGAGCAGGGCCACGUUUCAUUGCAGACAGUGGAUUAGGCGAUCCUCUCCUCCAUUACCUCCGCCCUAUCACUCUCUCUCUCUCUGUCUAUCUCUUUAUCGCUCGCAUGUGUGCUGCCGCCCAGCGGCCGCUUCAGCGGCACUCCAAGAAUUUUGAAGUUCGAGUGCGACCAAGGCGCACUGACGUUGUACGACUAAUGCGUGGCAGCUUGCGCGCGAUCAGGGCGCAGCAGGGCCGGGCCAAAGGGCGCGUCGGGCCGCGCAGGGCCGCCUGCCGACGCAGGCAGCAGACCAGCCAGCCCUCGGGCGGCCAGCGGCGGGAAGGGGGAGGGGGACCAGGACGGAGCUUCCGAGUUCAAAGAUGGCCUGUGGGAGGAGAAGCGGAACCCUGCCCAGCUCCUCUCACGUUUUGGCACCUCUCUGCCCGCUCCACAGUUACAGUCUACUGUGUGAGGUCGCGUUGUUUGGGACGGCUGGCUCAGUCUGCCUUUUCCAUCGAGUACAGUACAGUACAGCUUAGUGGGAGUAGGAAGUGCCCCCACCCCCAAUACUCGUUCUAUGGGCGGAGGAUCGAUAGUGCUCGCACCUGGCACGCCGCGCGAGGGGCCAGGAGGACAUGACGCCGCCGUCAUGCCUGGAGAACGCCCGCGGGGCGGACGACACCCAUCGACGCCAGGGGCUUCGGCCCCCCUCCGGGGUUGACGUCUCCUCCUCCUCCUCCUCCUCCUCCUCCUCCUCCU